Molecule: messenger RNA, 2036 nt
Organism: Chenopodium quinoa (quinoa)
Lineage: Eukaryota; Viridiplantae; Streptophyta; Magnoliopsida; Caryophyllales; Amaranthaceae
Product: protein BASIC PENTACYSTEINE4-like
Exons: 1
Coding region: 1034-1828 (264 amino acids)
Biological process (GO): response to ethylene
Cellular component (GO): nucleus
Molecular function (GO): sequence-specific DNA binding; DNA-binding transcription factor activity
Source: RefSeq, a predicted model, not a curated record
AUUCGUAAUGAGUCUAAAGAUUACUCCAUAUGUUGCCAUUGGUUUGCUUUACCAAGUGAACAUAGUCUAAGAUAGCUUUAAGGUUUCUUAUUAGAUGAGCAUGAGAUGUUAAUUUGAUGAAGCAUGACCGUAUCACUUUAAUAAAAAUGGCAUGCCCAACUGAAGCAUAAUUUAGUAGGCUAGAAAAGAAAAAAGAAAAAAAAACUCGCUCAACUAGACUGUUGAUGGGAGGAAAUUUCUUAUAGGAAAAUUGGUUUCCCCAUAUUCUUCCAUUUAGUUUAUGGGGUUGACAACCAUUAGAUUUGGUUGAGUGUUUUUUAUUUUUUCUUCCCUCCGGUGAAAACGAUUUUCCUUUUUCAAGGAAGAAUUGCCACAUUUUUCUGAUUUUUUCCCUAGUUCCUCCCCUCCAUGGCUCCAUUUAGUCUUUUCCCUUUUCUAUGUAUCUUAUGUGGCAAGGAAGCUAAGAAGCAAACAAUAUAAGUUGUAGUUUUGUAACCUAAUUUCAUAGAGUUAUACUUUCCAUAGGAGUAAAAUUUGCUUAAAAUAUUUUCCUCUGUAUUGAACACAGCCCCUUGCUUGGAAAUUUAAUCGUGAUGCCCCUCACCAUAAGGGUGUUAGGUUUUUUUUAUUUAUUUUUUUUAAAGCCAAUGCAACGUGGAAAAUCUGGCAAAUACAAAGUUUUCUUCCUGAUUUGUUCUUUUGUUGUUGUAAUAUUUUGAAUCUAAUUUUCUUCUUAAAAUGCUGGUGUGCAUCAGUAAUCUGGAACAAAAUCUGGCUUCCUCCUUGAAACAAAUUACUUCAGGUUAGCAAUAACUUUGCUUAUUGAUAUUCUAUGGAUGCUGGGGGGCAGCAAGGAGGUGCAAGGCAUAGGUGUGAUAAUUUCAGGGAUCAUUCUCCGGUAAGCAACCAUAACUAGAUCUCUCUUGCUCUUAAAAGUUUCCAGUCUCCCCUCCUUAAAAUAGAGUUUGGACGAAUACAAGUUUUGAAUAGUAAUGCUGUUGUUACACUCAUCUCUUUUUUAUUACAGUGGAAUAUGAUUGCAUACCAGCAUCAGAUUAAGGAGCAGAAUGCUUUGAAUAUGAACAGGAACCUUUUGAACAUCAUGGCUGAGAGAGAUGCUGCAGUUGAGGAAAUGAAAAUAGCUUUGCUUGAAAAGAAAAAGGCCUUGGAAGAGCGAGAAUUAGCAGUCUCACAGAGAAACUUGGCAAUCAAAGAACGUGAUGAAGCUAUUACAGAAAGAAACAAUGCCUACCAUACCCUUCAAAACUCUAUGAGGGAACCCUUGAGUCCUGGAGUUCAAUGUGGAACCAGUAGGUUGGCUGAUCUCCCUUUCGUCACACAACAAAUGCAAAUACUUGAUGCUUUGUGUAGAACUGCAGUUCCAUCUGAAUGUAACAAGCUGCCUCAGACAAAGAAGGUGAAGGAGAGCAAGAGAUGUGCAAGGAAGCCGAGGGAGAAACAGAUUUCUGGUCACUUGAAGGUGAAGAAUGACUGGGAUGGUCAAAAUGUGGGCUUGAAUCGAGUUGAUUAUGAUGACACCAUUAUGCCAGCCCCUGGUUGCUCAUGUACGGGGGUAUUUCGGCAGUGUUACAAGUGGGGGAACGGGGGUUGGCAGUCAUCUUGCUGUACCACCACCAUGUCAGCUUAUCCUCUCCCACCUGUCCCUAACAAGAAAUUUGCUCGUUUGGGUGGUCGGAAAAUGAGCGGUAGUGCCUUCUCAAAGUUGCUAAGUGGGCUAGCAUCGGAGGGUUUUGAUUUCUCUAAUCCUGUGGAUUUAAAGGAUCGCUGGUCUAAACAUGGCACCAAUCGCUACAUAUCAAUCAAAUAGAGAUGACUAAUGACAUAGGUACUAAUAUAAUAUUAAUUUUAACUAGUAGGAUUCAUAUUCCUCCCAAAUCCAUAUGAGGUUUAUUUUGCUUUUAAUGCUUCAUCCUAACUUUUGAGUACAUUGAGUGUACUCCAUCAAGAAGUGUACAUAUCAGUGCAGUGAUCCUUUUUGCGUAAAACUGGAUGAAUGAUGAUAUAAACCGACUACU